AUGAGUUGCAGUCAUUUAUUCGUUGGGCCUGUUUGGAAGAGUAUAUUUAAAAAUCAAGGUCAAGGAUUAUUUUAUGGCGUUCGAUGUAAUGAAAUUGAAUGCGAUUAUAGUGAUAUUAAGGAGAUUACUCCAGAUUUAAGAGAAAAAGGAACGUAUUAUUUCAAAAGAUCAGAUUCAUAUCCAUUUGGUUUAGGAUUAGAUGGAAUCAAGAAUAUAACACCUACGAAAAAUAGCACUUUCAAUUUUGACUGGGAAUUCGCUUCAAUAUUUAUGAAGCAUACUCAAGAAUCUUGGCUUUCGCAACUCAUAUUUCACUUUGAUUAAUCGACUCAAGCAUUCUUACACGAUAAAGAGUGAAUUUUUGAUAUACUUGGAAUUUUGGCUACAUAUGGAAAAACUUUUUAAUUAACGAAAAUAAGUUAAUCUUUAUAAAAAUCUCUGUUAA
Chrysoperla carnea is the source of this 445-nucleotide messenger RNA. RefSeq lists its product as uncharacterized. Lineage: Eukaryota; Metazoa; Arthropoda; Insecta; Neuroptera; Chrysopidae. The coding region runs from base 1 to 324 and encodes 107 amino acids. The record is from RefSeq and is a predicted model, not a curated record. The transcript is spliced from 2 exons.